GGCCGCUAACAGGUGUUUUCAGAUAUUUCAGGUGUAACUCUUGUAUUUUUCAGCAAUAAACGGAAUAUUUUAGAAAAUAUAGUGAAUUUUGACGUCAUUCGAUAAACAAAAUAAGACUUGUAGGUUAUUUAUUUCAUCGGAAGAGCCUUCUCCUGAAAAAUUUGUAAUAACCCGGUUGAAUGUAAACAAUGAUUUGUCAUGAUCAUAUAUUGUCAUUUCAAAACAGUCAACAUUGAUACACACUUUAAACAGGAAGUGAAAUCAUGUAAGUUCAAAGUACAUAAAAUCGUUACACAUCAGCAUAGAAACAAAAACAAAACAUGCCCUCCAAAAAAGAGCGACUUGAUAUGCUUGCCCGUGUCUGGGCCACACCCACUCCCUUUGACAUUGACUUCUUUGAUAAGGGAGAUGAAAUUGUUAUUGUGUCAUCGUACAGAGACAUUGUACAGUGGUGGAUGAAUAUUUUCCAAAUCAUGUAUCCUAAUGACACAUUUAGGGAAAAAGAAGAUAUUAUUAAAAUCCCUGUGGGAAAGAAGGUGACACUGAAACUGAACAAAAGGACGGGCACCAUGAAAGUGUGUGGUAAAGAUCACCUGUUGUGGAUGACUGACGAAUUCCCACAUGUGCUGGAGACAGGAAAUGAUGAGGUUGAAGAGCUGGCAGAUGCCUCUGAUACGUCUGUCACCAGAUUUCUUCAGCUUGAUAAAAAUACCGAAGAGGUGCAGGAUUUGAUCGAUAUGAUUCCAGAAGGAGGUGGCAUCAUGAUGAAUGAUUUCAUAAUGAAAGCGUGGAAGAACAUGAUUGAUGAUUGGCUGGGAUGUGGAGCCACCCUGUUUGUGGUCACCCCACAGAUUGAUGAGGAGCGUUUAUUUCAGCUGUUUUUGUUGAUGAUCAGAAACAAGGGCACUGGCUCCCAUAUAACACUUGUCACACCGGAGAAAUCCCCAGAUGGAUUUAAGUUUAUGAAAGUGCUAAAUACUGCAAGGCGUAUGAUGAAAAAGACACGCACACCAAGGACUCAAAAAAGGCUUGUGUCAGAUGUGAAAAUGCACUGGGCAAUGACAAAUCUUAGCAUCCAUCAUGAAAACUUUUCUACAAACUUUAUUUCUGCUUUCAAAGAUGAUGAAGCAGAGGUGUUAAGCACAACGGCUCAUUUUCACAAAAAGCAUUUCCAUACAAAUCAAAGAGACAAUGUCAUGUACACACGGAUUUCCACGGAUGAAUUGAGAAGAAACUACCUGUUCCCCCUGGGGCUUAGUCCUGUGAACUACUAGCACUGUGCUAGAUACAAUGAGCCAUAUGCUAAAAAAUGGAAACACAAGAGUUUGGAAUCAUUUUAUAAACCUAAACUUUAAUGCAUGGUACUUUGUUGUUUGUUUCAUUCUUUUACUACUUUCUAACAUUUUAACAAUUGUUCAACUUUGGUAUACAAUUAAAUCAUCAAUGUA
Messenger RNA from Mya arenaria, 1448 nucleotides. RefSeq lists its product as uncharacterized. NCBI's taxonomy places the organism in Eukaryota, Metazoa, Mollusca, Bivalvia, Myida, Myidae. The record is from RefSeq and is a predicted model, not a curated record. The transcript is spliced from 2 exons. The coding region runs from base 321 to 1274 and encodes 317 amino acids.